UCCGGAGGUGGUCACUUCCGCCGCAGCGUGCUCACUGAAUCCGGGUCAGCUGCUGCCUCCGGGACUGCAGCUGAGACCGUCCGGGAAAAGCUGGGCCCCGUCUCCACAGCCGACCAAGGGCAGCGGGCUCUGCCCGGCGCCACUUUCUGCGACCUGGCCGUCAGCCCCACGUCGCCGGCCUGGAGGGGCAAAGAGGACGAGGGGGCCGCGGCUUCCUCCGGGGACCUCGGCUGCCUGGAUUGCCAGGAGCUGGAAGUUGACAUCGAGUCUAGGCUGAGGAUGGAAGGUGUGGAACUGAAGGAAGAAUGGCAGGAUGAAGAUUUCCCAAUACCUUUACCAGAAGAUGACAGCAUUGAAGCAGAUAUACUAGAUGUAACUGAUCCAGACAGACAGCCUGGCUCGUUAGAAGUUAAUGGAAACAAAGUACGGAAGAAACUGGUGGCCCCAGACAUCAGCCUGACCUUGGAUCCUGGUGAAGACUCUCUGUGGUCAGAUGAUUUAGAUGAAGGUGGAGAAAUUGACCUGGAAGGCUUAGACACCCCAUCAGAGAACAGUGAUGAGUUUGAGUGGGAAGAUGAUCUUCCCAAACCCAAAACUACUGAAGUCAUUAGGAAAGGCUCAAUUACUGAAUACGCAGCUACAGAAGAAAAGGAAGAUGGACGCCGCUGGCGCAUGUUCAGGAUUGGAGAGCAGGACCAUAGAGUGGACAUGAAGGCAAUCGAACCCUACAAAAAAGUUAUUAGCCAUGGAGGCUAUUAUGGGGAUGGCUUAAAUGCCAUUGUUGUAUUUGCUGUCUGUUUCAUGCCUGAGAGUGGUCAGCCUAACUAUAGAUAUUUGAUGGACAAUCUCUUUAAAUAUGUUAUUGGCACUUUAGAGCUGUUGGUAGCAGAGAACUACAUGAUCAUUUACUUAAAUGGUGCGACAACGCGAAGGAAAAUGCCCAGUCUGGGAUGGCUCAGGAGAUGCUACCAGCAAAUCGACAGACGAUUAAGGAAAAACCUAAAGUCUCUAAUCAUUGUGCACCCCUCUUGGUUUAUCCGAACACUUCUGGCUGUUACAAGACCAUUUAUCAGUUCAAAAUUCAGUCAGAAGAUUAGAUACGUCUUUAAUUUGGCUGAACUGGCGGAGCUUGUUCCCAUGGAGUACGUCGGCAUACCAGAGUGCAUCAAACAGUAUGAAGAAGAAAAGUUUAAAAAGAGACAAAAAAGAGUUGAUCAAGAGCUUAAUGGGAAACAGGAACCACCAAAGAGUGAGCAGUAAGUUCCGAAUCCGUCCCGGAGGAGACAGAGCACCAGGGGCAGGGCUGUAGUGCAUCCUAGUGCACUGCUGGCUCAAGGGUUUAUGUCAUCUGUUACAAAAUUUACUUGACUUCUUUCCAAAUGAACUCUUGUACAAGGGACUGUUCACUGCUGUCAUGGUUUGCAACUGUUGAAUUUAGCUCUUUAAUGACUAAUUAUAUUGUAAUCAUUUUAUAUUGCUAAAUAGCAAAAACUACACUUUAUAUAAAACAAUUUUUACAUUUGUUUAUUUGAAAUGAUGCAUCUUCAGUAAAGUAUUUAUAUACAUAAAUGACAAAGGAAAGAAAUAAUAUAUAUUUUUAUGUUUGGGGGCAAUAUUUUUUAGUGUGUACCUAUCUCGUGGAUGAAUAUGUACAAGUAAAUAAGACCACGAUUUUAAAUGUAAAGUGCAUGUAAGACUUUGUUUUUGUAAAUGGUUGGAUACAUUUCCUGGGUAACUUAGGCUGGGUUGUCCUAAAGCAGGGGCAGGUAAAUUGACGCCAAGAAGUACCUAAGGUCAUGCAUGUGGUCUGGGCAGUAGUAGCAGCCUGAGCUUCUCCUCACCUGAAAGCACGUUGUAUCUUAAUGUGGUGGAAAGGCAGGUGGGUGAAUGACUUGUUUUCCUCUCUGAAGACAUGUUGGAACCAGAACUAGAGAUUUUGAAAAGCUAGUAGUUAGGGUUUAUUAUAUAUUUGUAUAUAAGGGACACUGUACUUUACCCAAAGUCAGAACUGUUCUAAAAAGAAAGCAAGCUCUUAAGAUGUGUUCAGUCAUGUGAGCUGAGUGGUGUCGUGUGUGUGAAGCUGUGAGGUGUGCAGAGGCUUCGAUGAGCAUUCAUGGUAGCUGCAUCUGUAGAGCAGAUGACGCUAUUGCAUGCUCUCACAGUGGGGCACUCUACCAGAGUACGUCCUCGUCGGCUGUUCGACCACAGUGGUAUUUGGCCUAAGCAGAUGGGCAUUCGCGCUGCUGUUGGAUGGUGUGACAGUGCUGUCCAUGGGUCAGUUCUGUAAGUGCUGAAGUGCUGCUGUGCACCCGGGAUGGCAUUCGCUGUAUGUAAGCCUUUAGUUCAUGUGGUUAAGUACCUUGACUGAACGUUGAAAUAAAUAUUAUUUGUGCCUCCAACCAGGGUCUAAAAGUCAUUCUAAAACAACAAAUUUGUCUAGUCUUGUGUCAUGGACUUGCCUGGUGUAUGUAUGUUUAGUGCACUAUCAGCUUCACGACCCCCAGCCCAUCAUGUAAGCUGUUUACAGAAGUGAUCCAGCAAAAUAACAUUGAACAGGCGUAAACUAAGCUUAGGUUAUUUCCUCCCACACUGAGCACAUGACCUUCACCACUGCAGUUUUUAGGGUUAAGCUUCUAUUGCAAUAGGGAAUUUUUCUUUAUUUCUUUGUCCUUCUUGGGCAUAAAUUUGACCUACUGGAUUAAAACCAGUUAUGGUCAAGCUGGAGGACUUUGUGGGUAAAACAUUUCUCCACAACCUCAGUCUAGACCCAGGACUCGUGUUGUUGCAGUGCAUUGAGCCAAAACCAUUUUGCUUGUGUUGAUGAAGGAAACUUUGAGAAUAACUAUAUAACACCAGGCAUGGUGGCAUGAAUUUAAGGGCAGCCUGGCCUACAUAGCUGCAUGGACAACCUUCUGAACUUACCCAAGAGUCGCGAGUAGCUUGUAGAUACAGUGGCUUACGGAGCCUCUCACCUACCUUGUCUCAGAAUGGACUGAGCUUUGUCUUUGGUUUUCUUCCACAUUAAGUACUAAGAUCAUCAGUUUCAAAAUACAGACUAUAACCUCAGCUUUUUACUGUGUUUUACUUUUUGCAGAAAUGGUUGGUUUGGGGUUUUUUUUGUUUGUUUGUUUUGGGUCUUUUUAAAAAUUAAAAGUAGCCUAUAUUCAGUUAGAACAUGGAGAGCUGGCUCAACAGUUGUUAAGAACACUUCCAAGUUUAGUUCCCAGCACCAAUGGCCAGCAGCAGCUCACGGCUGCCUUUAAUUCCAGCUCCAGGGGAUUUGCUUCAGUCUCUGGCCUCUGGGCAUCUGCAUACACAUGCACACAUACACAGAAUCUUUUUUUAAAAAUGAAUAAAAUUCACAAGGAACAGCCUAAUAUAACAUAUACCUUGCCUAGGGAGUCUGAAACAGAAUUCUAAGUUGGGGCCUAUCUGGGCUACAUAGCAAGCCCUUGACUGAAGAAGAAGGAGAACAGUGCUUUAACUGCACUUGAAUGAAUGUGGUAUAGAGAUGUGCCCACAGUAAACGUAAACAUACCUGUACAGCUGGUGAUAAAUAGGUUAGCGGAAAAGCCAUAUUAAGUUGAUAUUUAAUUGGUACAAUGUAACUUUUUCCCAGUCAUAUUUUAAUUUUCAUGAUUAAUUGAGGUGAAAAUGCAUAGAGUAAUUCUUUGACGUUUUUUAAUUCUUUUGACUUUUUUUGCAGGAGUCUUGGCUAAAUUUGACAGGUUUAAUUCAGGUUUUUGUUACCAUCUCUGUUACACUUUGGCUCUGACUGCCCCCUUUUUAUCAAGUUUUUCUUAGAAAAUAAUGUAACUCUGUUCUUCUUGUGUUCCUGAAAAAGCACCAAGGGAAGCUGUGAGGUUUCCACCUCACAUUGAAGCCUUUAACCAGGGGCAAGAGGGGCCAGGAAGUGUGGUGCUAAGCAGAGUUAGAAGAUAAGUGAGAAAAUGGGCCAUUAUAAAGGCUUGGUUAUCACCUACAUGCUCUCUUAAGGGACGUACUCUGUAUGGCUGCCAGUGGUUUCAUUUCCCAUUUCCACACAGAAACAGAUGUAAGGCAUGGAUUGAUGAGGAAACUGCUGGUAGCCCUGGGAUGAUACUCUCCUGUCCUUUGCAUGUUCAGACAGAAACAGGUCUGAACAAUGGCGUAGCAGCUACAGUGUCCAUGUCAAGACCAAUCCCACCCUUCACAGUUGGUAACGUUAAUGUUGGCUUCUGUGCUACCUGUCAUGACUUAAGUGUCACCAGCUCCUUGACAGUAUUCUUCCAGAGAACUUGUGUCAUGUUCCUGCAGCCAUGUAUGUGAGUGCUCAGGGAACUUGAAGAGACAAUCUCAUGAAGUGUGCUGGGAAUUAGCACUGUGACACAUGUAGCAGAGCAGGCCAGUUUCUUGAUGGAAUUGGUAGGUCUCUAUGAAAGGUGACAGUAGCUUUGGCAUUCUUUGUCCCGUGUUUUAAGUAGAGAAUUGUUGCUGGAAGAUAGUGGUGCACACUCUUUAUCCCAGCACUUUGGAGGCAGAGGCAGGCUGAUCUCUGAAUUCUACAGACUGAGUUCCAAGACAGCCAUGUCUACACAGAGAAACCCUGUCUCAAAAUGUAGAAAAAUUGUUAACACUGUUAGAUAGUUGACAACAGAGGUAGUCACUCCAUUCUGCUUUGGUUUUGUUCUGCUGUCUCCCCUCACUCCCCUCACCCCUGUUUUCCUUAGGUAUUUUAGACAUUGAUCAGUCAUAUCUCAGAGGACUGGAAUAAGAAAAAUCUAUACACAGGUGAACACUUGUACUAGUGAGAGUUUACUUUGUACUAGAAAAUGGGAAUUGGGUAGCGGGCCUUGCUAAGACCAUCAAGAAACUAGGUUUAAGCUGUGUUCUAAGCUGGUACAAAUGACCUGUCAGAGGACCCCUUUACCUUCAGCUCCCCUUCUGAGAUCCUAAAUUUUGAAUUCAGAAUCAGGAUGGCAGAAGACAGUAAUGGAGCUUUUAAGUUCUUAAUGGUAAUUGAAACAAAACAGGAUGUGAAACAGUAAGAGGUAACUUUAAUUUGAAUAGGGCAGUUUGUUGCUAUUAUAUAUAAUAUGUAAUGGUGUGGAACCAAAUUUAAAAUACUUUGAGAAAUUCACAUAGAACAUUUUAGGAUCAAGCACCAGGCGAAAACCAAUCAUUUUAGGACCUACCAUGGUGUCAUGUACAUGUGAUUCCAACACUGGAGGCUAAGGCAGAGGAUUGGGAGUUGGGGGCCAGUCUGGAUUACUUAGCAAGUUCAGGACAACCUAGGCGGGUGUACAGAGUGAAACCUGCCCUGGGUUUGGGGGUGGGGUGGGGUGGGGUGGGCGUGAUGGUGGAGUAACACAUUGCAUUAAAAUUAGUUUUAAAAUGAUAUAAGCUAUUUCAGAUAACUGCCUUAAAUUUCCUGCAAUAAUUAAAACUUGGGAUUCGAAGUUUUUGUGUAUUUGUAUACUCCAUCCUACCUUCGUAUAUAGACUUCCAAAGGUUAAUGUCCUAACAGCUGCUACAAUGUUUACUCAUGAAAACCCAGCUAGUAAAUAUUGGUGUUCAGGGCUGCCAGCUUGUCCAGUCCUUGGGGUUCUGUUCAUGUAGAACACAAUUCGGAGUUGAUCAAACACUGUUGCACUUUGCUUCAUACUUCAAAACAAUUUUCAUUAGGAGCUCACAUGCUGUCACUUAGACAAAAUUAACUCACUGUGACCUUUUUGCUGUUCUUACAUAGUACUGACUCUAGUGCUGUCAUUUCAGUGAGAAUUCAGUCUGUCUGUCUUCGAGAAACGGCUCUGGUUCUAGGCAGUGAGAAGCAGCUCUUUAGCAUCCGCAAAGUGUGCUAUUUUCUCUUCCUUUGACUUGUUCGGAAUACAGUGGUGUGUCCUCAUUUGUUACACGUAUUACCACAAUAUUAAUGCAUCUUAAUAAAUUAGUUGGAAUAUA
Rattus rattus (black rat) is the source of this 5940-nucleotide messenger RNA. It is a transcript of the gene Bnip2, whose product is annotated as BCL2 interacting protein 2. The record is from RefSeq and is a predicted model, not a curated record. Gene Ontology annotation, cellular component: cytoplasm. The transcript has 11 exons. Lineage: Eukaryota; Metazoa; Chordata; Mammalia; Rodentia; Muridae. The coding region runs from base 280 to 1260 and encodes 326 amino acids. Gene Ontology annotation, biological process: apoptotic process.